Cicer arietinum (chickpea) is the source of this 1403-nucleotide messenger RNA. RefSeq lists its product as uncharacterized. NCBI's taxonomy places the organism in Eukaryota, Viridiplantae, Streptophyta, Magnoliopsida, Fabales, Fabaceae. The record is from RefSeq and is a predicted model, not a curated record.
AGAAGCGAGGAAGAGGCAAAAUGAAGAUCAGGACGUAGUAGUUCCCAUCUAUCAUUGAUCAUUGGUCCCUUUCCAUUGUUUGUGUUGACGCGCUUCCGUUGAAAAAUGAAACAAUGAACCAAUCAUAAUAAGCAAACACUCGUAGUAGUUCCCAUUAACUUUCACUUUCAUCAUCAACAAAUAAAAGGUGUUUGUGAUUACUCUGUGUGACACAACACAAGACAACAUAGCAGAGAUUAAUAAAAAUGGGAAGCUUAUUAUACCAAGCAUUAUCAUCAACAGCACUGUUAUGUUUAGGUCUGUACCACCUAAUCUUGACAACCCUUAACUACCUCAAAUCUCCACACACCUACACAUCCAAACCCUAUCACCCAUUCCCAUCAACCCACCUCCCUCGUCUCCGUCCCAUCCAACUCUACUUCAUUAUCUUCUCUCUCUCCAUCGCCAUCAUUCACCACCUCAUCCUCGCCACCGAUUCCGAUCCUCUAGUCAAAGGCUCCACCCCCGUCCACCGUCUCACUUCUCUCCAAUCCGCCGCACUCCUUUUCCUUUUCUUAAUUCUCUCCAUCUCUCUCCUCCUCCCCUUCUCUCUCCCUAACGACCUCUCUUUCUCUCUCCUCUCUCUCCUCUUCCUCCUCCAUUCCUCUCUUCAGACCUCUCUCUCCUCUCUCCAAACCUCCUCUCUCGAAGCCAAGUGCGAUUCCAUUUCUUCCAAUCUCUCUGCUCUCUCUUCUUUCCUCUGUCUUCUUCUCGUUUGUUUCCCUCGUCUCUUCCCCGCCGACGCCGCGCUUGCCGGUUCUAUCUGCCUCCGUGGAUUGUGGGCUCUUCAGACCGGUCUCUCACUGUACGCCGAACCCUUUAUCCCGGACGGUUGUCAUCGUCUUCUCGAUGUUGUUAAUGGUGUUGAAGGAUCCACGCAAUGUGAUCUUGAUGAGUCUAAGUUUAGAGCUCUUGCGAUUCUUGAUCUCGCUUUUGUUCUUCAUGUUAUGUUUGCUAUGAUUAUUGUUUUGAUUACUUACGCUCUUGUUGCGGCUACUGUUGGUGGUGUUAGAAGGGUGGGUUCAUAUGAGGCAUUGCCUACUGCUACUUCUCCUACGGAUUCCAAUCAUAUUCAGAUGAAAGCUUUGGCUGGAACACAGGCUUGAAUAGGAGGUUCUUUUUUUGCCUAAAUUUUUGUUUUUUCUUUUAUUUCGUUUUCAUUGUUAGGGUAUGAUCUGUGAUUGUGAGCAAAGUUAAUGUUUUCAUCAGAAUGUAGUGCCUUUGUGAAUACUUUGAACGCUUAUUUAAUGAUAAUGAGAUCACAGUGUAGUUCUUCGUUAGUUACUUGCUAUUGAUUAUACUUUGAUAUGGUGUAGUUCUUGCUCUUAUCUGAGAUAUGAUUUCACUUGUGAUAGUGUGUUGCU